Oncorhynchus kisutch (coho salmon) is the source of this 4228-nucleotide messenger RNA. Its product is annotated as lysosome-associated membrane glycoprotein 1-like. Gene Ontology annotation, cellular component: lysosomal membrane; plasma membrane; late endosome membrane. Lineage: Eukaryota; Metazoa; Chordata; Actinopteri; Salmoniformes; Salmonidae. Gene Ontology annotation, biological process: establishment of protein localization to organelle. The transcript is spliced from 6 exons. The record is from RefSeq and is a predicted model, not a curated record. Bases 649 to 1209 code for a protein of 186 amino acids.
GGUACUUAAACUCUUGAUCACAUGACCGUUGUCGCUUUUUCCUGGUGCAGGAAUCAUCCGUGGUAUGUGACGAUCCAGACACUCAACGAAGACCAAUUUAAUCAGCGCCAACUAAACCAAAAAAGAGAAAACAACACUGAAGGAAAAGGGCACAUUUCUGAAGAUUUGUUUCGUGAGGCUUCUAGCUUGCGGCAGCAGAGAGAGCACAAGCCGUGAGCGUACGUUGUUGCAAGUAAAGCUCGCUUACUGUCCUUCGUUCCUGUCGCUGGACCGUGUGCAUGUUUUGAUUCGCCCCUUGCCUUGGCAAACAAUUUAACAAAAAUAUGACACAACAACAUAGCCGCAAGCAACCUUUGUCCAUUGCAUUCAUCGCGCUUUUAGAUCCAGGAAAGGAGGUGAGGAGAGGAGGCCUCUUAAACUAUUGAGAAGACUUUUACCAGCCUCCAGCUAACGAUCGAACAGUGCUGUGUCUGUCUAUCCAUCUGUGGUUGUCUCGUCACUACAGCGGUCACGUUGCAUCAGAGCUUUGCUGCCACUGACGCUCCGCCCACGGCUGCCCCUCAAACAACGGCUCCGCCUCCUGCGCCCCCGGCCCGGCCCGAGAGGGGCAACUACACUGUAACCAACGGCAAUGGGACCGCCUGUCUGAUGGCCCGCAUGGGACUGCAGCUCAAUGUCAGCUUCAGCUCUGCCUCUCUCAAUAAGACUGUGCUAGAGGUGGUGAACCUGCAGCCCAACCUGACUAAGAGCUCAGGGUCAUGUGACUUGGACAGCGCCACCCUACUGCUGAAGGAUGACGAGAGGGCAACCAGCCUCACCCUCGUCUUCUCCCUGAAUGCCACGUCCAGUAAGUACCACCUCAGUGGAGUGACCCUGUUGGCAGCCUGGCCGGACAUGCAUGUGCCCUUCUCAGCCAGUAACCGUAGUCUGGACUACCUGCGUGGUACCCUGGGGCGUAGUUACAUGUGUCGUGAGGAGCAGACUCUGGCUGUGACUGUCAACUUCUCUCUCAACACCUUCCAGCUGCAGGUGCAGCCCUUUGGCCUCAAAGGGGACCAGUUUGGAGCAGCGGAGGAGUGUCAGCUGGAUGAGGAUGACAUGUUGAUCCCCAUCAUCGUGGGCGCUGCGCUGGCUGGCCUGGUCCUUGUCGUUCUCGUGGCCUACCUCAUCGGCAGGAAGAGGAGCCACGCUGGCUAUCAGACCAUCUAAAAUCACUUCCUACCAAGAGCCAGAGAGCACAAGCCCACCCCAUUUUACCCUCCAGCUACUAACCAUCACCUGGAUUGACUGAACCUCACUGCGACCCUUAAACUGAACUUUCCCCAAUUAGAAUCAUUGCUGCCCCAUACUCCCCUCUGAACUCUCACUAGCCCCACGUUGGGUAUCCAUGGGGUUGAUAUGCGCUUUCAGGACUGAACUGCUCCUUUGUAUGAAAAAAAAAAAAAAAGUGGGAAUCUGCUGAGAUUUGUAUUUACAUAACGAAACACUCUUGACAGUAGAGCUUUUCACUGAUCCACCUAUACUCGAGACCUGAUCCAGAAUUCGAAAUAAUGUCACGGGUUGAAUCUGAACAGAUUAUCACGGGUAGGCCUACAUGUAACUUUAAUUUACCUGUCCGGAAGAGCCCGUACAGAUCCAAACGCGACUGCUACAGUAGAGAGAAAUGGAGAAUUUAUGCUGCUGCUCUUUAUGCUGCUGCCACGAGAGUGGCGUUUGUUGAUGUUGGCCAGUCAUAAGUUAACAAGGCUACAAUAGGCUAGUCAUAGAGCCUUCCUGCGUGGCAAAAGUUAGGAGAUAUAUAAUUACAAGUUAAAGGAGAGGGAUGGGCUACAACGACAAUAGUCUGGAGUUGUAAGUGUAGGAUGAGAAAGCGUAAGCACUGAAGCCUCAGUUAGCCUAGCUCGCUAAUAUCAGCUAGCUUAAUUAGCUUCUCCCGGUUUGAUACAGUCAAGCCCGGUACUACGUAAUCAUAUUUGAUAAAUCAUUUAGCUAUGGCAGCUAUUGGUUAGUUGCUGUCAUCUCUCCCUCACUCGCUCACAGUACGGCCCCUCCCUCACCUGCUGGAGCGGCCCCUCCCUCACCUGCUGGAGCGGCCCCUCCCUCACCUGCUGGAGCGGCCCCUCCCUCACCUGCUGGAGCGGCCCCUCCCUCACCUGCUGGAGCGGCACCUCCCUCACCUGCUGGAGCGGCACCUCCCUCACCUGCUGGAGCGGCACCUCCCUCACCUGCUGGAGCGGCACCUCCCUCACGCGUUUUUAUCGGCUUUAAAAAAGUAUUUUCUGUUGCUUCCCUCACUCGGAUCGGGGCUGGAUCUGACCAGGUCUAUACGGAACGGGUCUAGCUGUCUCUGGGUUCGUUCGGAAUGCAUCUCUGACUAAAUUCAAAACUUGUAUUUAUACAUAUCGGGUUCGAGUAGGGAAAGCCCAGGUCCAUUUUGGAACAGGUCCAGCUUUUUGGACCCAUGAAGACCUCUACUUGAGAGACACCAUCACUCAACAUGGUGGGGGGUGGGGUGGAGUUCUCAUAUAACCAUAUGCUGAAUAAUAAUCCACACUCUGCUAUUUGUAGCCUAGGGUUUCAUAUCAUGCAUUACAUUUACUGGUGUUUAAUAACAGGAUUUCUGAGGGAUUGUUUGUGUACAACCAUUGCUGCUGCCGUUUUAAUGGCUACUUCUCUGUUUUGGUUGGUGGCCAUUUUGACAGUCACAACAUAAUAGGAGGCCGUUGUUACUCCUGUGUAAAGGGAAUAUUAUGACUGUCGCUGGUUGCUCCAACUAAACUGGUUGCUCCAACUAAACUUAAGGUUUUCAACAUCAUUAAACAUAAUACAUUUUAAUUCUGAAUAUAAUAUGAAGUUGAUGCAAGUCUCCCCUAACCCGAGUUUGAGGGUCAGAUAUUUUUGCAUCCACCUAAUGGGUAAGGCUAUGAUUUGGGGCUGGGAAAUCUGAUCCUAGAUCUGUGGUUAGGGGCUAAGCUAGGUACCAGCGGCAGUUUUCAGAAUGGUGGUGUUUCUUAAUCCAUUUCUUAGGGGUCCCCUAGUUGGACAUAAUUUUUUUUGUGCACCUUCUUGGGUUCCUCUUGGACUGGGUUGAGGAACAAGGGUAAAGGUCAUUUGACGGUGAAGCAGUUGAGGUCUGCAUACCACUGCUUAUAGGUACAUGUAUUAAACAGCGCUUCAUGGUCAAUCCGACAUCUGCAUUGGCUGUGCAGCAUUUACGGUGAUACGGCCUCUGCAGAAGUCAGGGCAUUCAUACUUGUUGUGCUUCCUGAAGCAAAGCAGAGCUGUUAAGGAAGUGACGCUAUACGGAGUCCUCCCCAUUAUUACAACAUUUUGAGAGGCAUGUGCUUGAUUUGGCCUCUGCAUGCCUCGAGGCUCCGCAAUUGGUUCACACCCUCCAUACGAAGCCUCUGAUCACAUUUGCUGACUAAGCAUAAAUUGGAUUUAAGAUGGUGAUUAUUUUUUUUCUUUUCUGGGGGGGGAGAUGUACUGAUGGUACGUCCAGUGAUACACUAAGGGGAGGGUUGUUACAGUUUAAUUUUAUGGUGCUUACAAAUGGCUGAACACUAACUCAAAAUGCACCUGUGUAACUUGGGACACUUUUUAGUGAAUAGUCACAUUUUAUUAGGUGGUUUUCUCAAGUUACAAUUCCAGAUAUUAUUGUUUAAAUUGUUCUGUUGGAGUUACUGCCAAAAGAACAGCAACAUUUUUAGGGAGGACAUAAUUUCUCCACCCCCAAAUAAUGUUAAGCCAAAUGGAAUAUGUGCCUCCCCACUUACAAGAAGGAUGGGAUCUAUGCUAAUGUUCUAGAUUUGCACACUCUAAUCUGAAGGAUGGGCUCUAUGCUAAGGUUCUAGAGUUACUCGCACUCUUAAUCUGUCUCAAAUGACACCCUAUUCCCCAUGUAGUGCAUAUCUUAGUUGGGUGUCAUUAGAGUCAUAGCCUUUUGUCUCUACACAGCGUUACCAUAGAACAAUGAGCCAUAUUUCACCAGAUGUAUACAUGGCUGUGGUCUAUCUUGGUUUAGUUAUAAAGAUCUUUGGUGUCGUUCUGAGAUCUUGCCUUGCCUGUUGAAAGAUCAGAGGAUGCAUUAUUUGGAGUAAUGAAACUGCAUUUUUGUUCCACCCCUCUUCUAGAAGUGUUAACAUCCAUAGGUAGUAAUUGAAAAUGGCUUUAAGAAUGUUUUAAUUGUUUUCUUAAGUGUAGUGGUCAAUAAAAUAAGCUGAAGGAA